AUGACUCAUGAACUGGCGCCUCUUAAGACCAUCACAGUGAUGGGAGCUACCGGCAACCAAGGCGGUGCAGUGGUCCGUUCUUUGGUUCAGAACAAGUCUUUUAAAGUGAGAGGUAUCACCAGAGAUCCCUCUUCCAAAGCCUCUCAGGACCUGGUUGCAUUAGGAGUUGAAGUUGUUAAGGCAGAUGGAUGGAAGGAGGAAGAGAUUACUGCGGCCUUUGCUGGUUCUUGGGCCGCUUUCGUCAACACGAACUCUGACGAUCCGAGAUUCAUGGAUGCUGAAGGUCCAACCGAAUUUGAGCUUGGAAAGUCUAUCAUCGAUGGGAUCAUCAAGACAGCCACCGUGAAACACUUGAUCUAUAGCUCGGCUGUCUCCACCUCGGCCUACUCUGGAGGAGUCGUUAAAGCCAAAACAACGGAGAUGAAAUCGGAGAUUGAAAGAUACGCUGUCAAUACUGGAUAUUUCGAGACUUUCUGUCCUGUGUAUGCGGGCUUCUACAUGGAGCUAUUUGCUAGCAAGGACAUGGCUCGGGUCUUCGGAGGAUUCCCCUUUUUCCCCGAUGAAAAUGGUGUUACUACCCUCUGUACUCCACGAUGGGGCACCAAGAAAGAUAUGCCGGCUGGUUGGAUAGCCGUAAAUGAGGAUUUCGGGGACAUUGUGCACGGUGUGCUUACCGAGCCAGAGAAGUACCACAAGAAGGGAGUGGAAGCGUUGAGCGACGCUUGCUCGUUCCCAGAUGUGGCGAGCUGUUUCCAAUCUGUCACUGGAAAAAAGACGCAAUACAUUUGCUACCCCUCUUGUGAGACCUAUGGGACCGAGAUUGAGCGUGAGCAUCCAGCUGGGCUUCCAUCCCUCGAGGAUACGCGGAGUCUGUUCCGUUUUGGUCAGCUGUCGAAUGCAAAGUAUUUCGGUGAUUUGCCCACGGAUACAGCUGUUCCUGCUCGUCUCAAGGCACGAGCAUUCGAAGCUAUGGGCAAGGAUCCCAAAGAGGCCAAGCUCUUUACAAUGAAGCAGUGGUUUGAGAAUAACUUCCAGAUUCACAAAUAG
This is a messenger RNA of Penicillium verrucosum, 1047 nucleotides long. Its product is annotated as NmrA/HSCARG family protein. The transcript has 4 exons. The coding region runs from base 1 to 1047 and encodes 348 amino acids. The record is from RefSeq and is a predicted model, not a curated record. Lineage: Eukaryota; Fungi; Ascomycota; Eurotiomycetes; Eurotiales; Aspergillaceae.